Molecule: messenger RNA, 5688 nt
Organism: Armigeres subalbatus
Lineage: Eukaryota; Metazoa; Arthropoda; Insecta; Diptera; Culicidae
Product: serine/arginine repetitive matrix protein 2-like
Exons: 8
Coding region: 245-5227 (1660 amino acids)
Source: RefSeq, a predicted model, not a curated record
GAAACGCAAGCAAAGCCAGAUCAAAGCAAACAACGGACAAAUAACCAACGAAAACUGGAUUUCGGGAAUGAAAAGUGUUUUUAAUUAAAGUUUACAGUGUUAAUUUGUGCAAAAACCGAAUCUGGAUACCGGAAUACGUGACGAAUAUUCAAUGAACUUAUUGGUGGUUGCCGUAAUAUUAAGAAAAAGUGCUUUGGAAUAAAAAUAGUUCGGAUUUUCGUUGAACGAAAUAAAUAGAAAGAAAAUGCCUAUCACAACUAAGCGUCGAAGACAGACCAUAUUUCCACCAGAUAGUCAUGUGUCGGGAAAUAGUUUCAUCAGCAAUGACCGCCACCGGAAUAGGCACCGAAUGCAGCCUUUGUUGGAACCGCCCGGCUCAUCAUCUAUAAUAGAAAUUUCCAGCGCAGAGAAUACACCUAUUCCGACGCUCGGCUUGCAGGAUCCUCGGUCUUCGGUGAGGAUAAGUUCCGUGCAACAAGGAAGGGCUACGCGAUUAACCGAUGUUGACAUGGUUCUGGAAGAUACAGAAUUGCCAUCGCAAAGAAUAAGAACCCAGUUGUUUCAUUUGGACGAAACCAACACGAGUCUCGUAAAUCUGGAUGAAACAGACAUGAUCAUACGCGAUCGUCCAAAGUCAUCAGUAGCACAGCGCUGGACUAGAAGCGGAUCGAUAAUUCCCCCCGAAGCCGCAGACACCCGACGCAGUUCGGUCUAUUCAAUGGUAACGAAACGUAACCGACAACGGGCUCGGUCGGUAGCACAAAACUCUUCGAUAGCAGUUGCAGAUGUCGUACGAAGCAAGUCCUCCGCAAGACGAGAUACCAAUCCUGAACCUGUGAAAAACCUAUCUCAGAUAUCUGAAGAGCAAUCAAAUUCAAUGAAUUCCAGUGGCUCACAAUCCACUCCGAAACCGUUCGUCAGAGAGCUUGUAAUUCAAACGAGAACCAUGAGAAAAAAAGGUAAAAAAUGGUCUAUUGGACAGGACAACACUGAGCAUGCUUCGCAAACAAGUAGCACGCCCAAUGCAAUCGCUGCAGAAUCUACCGUUGUUCAGUCCACAAAACCACAAUCCAGUUCUAAAGAGCCAGAUUCAGGAUCGGUGCAGAUGCGCCGCCAAGGUCGCAAGCGUUCUCGUAAUAAGGCUUCCGAGUCUGCAACAAGUGAGCUUUCGAGUGAGCCAGCAAAUCGCCCUCGCACACGAUCCGUUUCCCGAACUCGUCAUCCUGAAAUUUUAACAAGGCGUCGAAGACGUUCGCGUAAUGCAUCCGAUGCCAAGCAUACAAAGUGUUCAUCAAGUUCCGAAGAGACCGAUCAAAGAUCCAAACCUAAGCGUCUCCGUAUUCAAUCCGCUUCUCGUGGUCGUUCUCGUACUAAAGGCGUUGCAGAAUCACUCAUCGGUGAACCAGUAAAACAAACUCGCCCUCGAACUCGAUCCGUUUCGCCAGAUCGCCCACCAGAGAUUUUAACAACUGGUCGCAAACGUUCACAUAAUGCUGCCGAUGAUAAGCAUGCAAAGCGGUCAUCAAAUUCCGGAGAGGUAAGUCGAAAAUCGGAAUCAAUCCACUCCCGAAUUCAAUCCGGUUCUGGUUCCCGUGAUAAGACCGUAGCCGAAUCUGUCAUAAGUAAGCCUGCGGAAGGAUCAGCGAAUCGUUCUCGAACGCGAUCCAUUUCGCGGACUCACCAACCUCAAGCUUCAACUAAUCGUCGUAAUGCUUCCAAUGCCAAACAUACAAACCAGUCAUCAAGUUCCGAAGAGGCCGUUCCAGAGUCUGUCACCAGUGAGUCUGCGGGAGGUUCAACAAAUCGCCCUCGAACGCGAUCCGUUUCUAGGACUCGCCAACCUGAAAUGCUUACAAAUCGCCCUCGAACGCGAUCCGUUUCACGAACUCGCCAACCUGAUAGCCUAACAAAUAGUCGUAGACGUUUGCGUAAUGCUAAGGACACAAAAGGUUCAUCAAGUUCCGAAGAGAUAGAUCAAAGAUCUAAAACAAUGCGUCACCCAGUUGGAUCUGUUUCAGGAGCUCGUUCUCGCAAUAAGGACGUUAUCAAUAAGCCUGCGGAAGAGUCAGAGAUUAUAUCAAACCCUCGCAGAAGAUCGCGUAAUGCAUCUGAUGCUAAACACACAAAGCAGUCAUCAGGUUCCGAAGAGGCCAUUGCAGAAUCUGUCGCCAGUGAGUCUGCGGGAAGGUCAACAAAUCGCCAUCGAACACGAUCCGUUUCGCGAACUCGUCAACCUGAUAUUUUAACAAAUCGUGAUGGACGUUCAACGCACAAAGACCAACCGCCUAGCUCCGAAGAGGAUAAUAAAAAAUCUAAAUCUUUGCGUCGUCGAAAUCAAUCCAAAUCUCUUAAUCGUUCCCAUGAUAAGGCCGAUGUAGAAUCUGUCGCCAGUGAGCUAAGAGAUCAAACUGAAAACGUUAAUCGCAGGCGUCAUCGCAAUUUAAUCGCAGCUGAAUCUAACCGAAUUGAGCACACAAAAAGAAAAUCAAGUUACGAUUCAGGAUUGACAAUGGUACGUUCCCGAAUUCGAUCCAUUUCCCAAUCGUGCGAUGCGACGGAAAGUUCAAAUAAUUCUAUUAAGGCGGCUGGAAACUCCAAGAAACGUACUAAAACAAAAUCCUCUUUAACUGCCACGCCCAAUACAACAUCUCGAGCAAAAUCUGUUCCCCGAGAAGUUAUGCUGUCGCCCCCAUCUUCGUCAAUCGGAAACAAAUCAUCCAACGAGCACAACAUUCCUGUAUACCGCAAGUACGCAGAGAAUGUGCUGAAACUUGCAGUCAGCCCUGCGGUGAAGUCAACAAAGCAUAAAUCCACUUCACGUCCUGCCGACGGUGCCGGAUCCGACGUGUACAUGUUCGAUUCUCCCAGUCAGAGCUCAUCUGGCAGUGAUCAUGGUGGUGGCGGCUCCAAAGUCAGCAGUAAAGCAACCAAGGGAUCUAGCGCCAAGAGGCGACCCAAACCGGCCAACGUAUCAUCGCGUAGUAACAGGAUUACACCGCUCAAGAAGUCUGUGUUCGGAACGAACAUGCACACGAUUUCCAGUGUAGUGAAGAAAAUUGGCGGCGGACCAGUGCGGAGGAAAUCCGAUAAAGAAUCGACGGCGACAUCGUCGAGCGAAAUUGCGAAGCCCAAAGAUGUUGUGCACACAUCAACCCUAGCCGCAAUGGUGCAAGCAGUGCAGCCAUCUACUCAGCACAUCGCCGCUCGUACGCCUUCUCCGGCAAUUGUUGAUGACGACGAUCUUCAUCAAGAUGAUUUCGAAGAUCGCGGUUUUGAGAUGGAAAAUAUACCGGAUGUAGAAAUUCCAACGCCGUUGUCACCUCCAAGGAUAAAUCCUCAAAUUCAACGCGUCCUGCAAAGAGAAGCUCCUCAUCAGGUCCACACUCCGGACAAGACUCAGCCAAAUAACACUCUGAACUUCUCCCCAUUAGGAGCGUCAUCUCCGUGGAGAAUACAGAAUGAAAACGUUCUCCCGAAGACAUUCUACUUUGCUCGCUCCAAGGAUCUUCUGCCAUCGUAUGAAAGCGAUCUUGUUGUUCAGGAUGAAAACCAUGCACCAAAACCAGUUUCCCACAUUGACGUUCUACCUCCUCCAGCACCAGUUCCUGCUGCAACAGCUUCUCCCAUGCGUCCUGUAACUUUUGCGCGACCAACUACGAAUAAGACAUCCAAGCCUUCCGCUGUAAUGUUUACGGAAAUUCAGAAAUCAUAUGAUCAGCUAAAAGCUACCAGCGACAUGAGCGAGAAACUCAUCACGGCCAUGAGAAAGUACAAAUCGAACGUCCAUCAGACCACCUCGUUGGGCGACGAAAGCACACCAGAAGAGCUAUUCACCAAGUUCCGUCAAUACGAAGAAAACAUGAAGAAGACAUAUCAGAAGCUAAAACAAUGGUACGAUCGGUCCAAGCACACAUACACUAACUCGAUGAAGGCAAUCGAGCAAGCUGUUCCAACAACUCAGGCCCAGAAACAACUGGUGGAGAACUUCCGUCGCAACUCUGAACGAUUCCUAACCAUGAUGGAUGAUUUGGAAUCGGCAAUAAAUGAUUCAAACAUAGAAAAUCUUUCCCCAUCAAAAUCAGUUGAGAAAUCUCAACGUCCUGCUUUUAAGGACAUUAUUCUUACGGAUCGAAAUAUGAACGAUCGAAACAGAAGCCCCUUAAAGACAUUAGACAUUGUAAAUGUACCACCUAGAUUCUCCCCAAUUAAGUCACCACUAGUGAAAGCAUCAUUCCCGAAUCGGUUGAUUGCCGUCCAUUCUAAAAGUAGAGAUCGAUUCAGUCGUUUGAGUUUAACCAAGCCAACAAAACCUCCUGAAGUCUCGGCCAUAGUGCCUGCGGAAAGUGUAAUCGAAGUAGCUGACACGUUAGCAGAAGAACAUAUCCAGCCUAGCAAUAACCUUCCCGAACAACCCCAAAAGGAUCUGUUUGGAUUCGAAAGCGACAUCGCCGAGGAGCCAGAAGAAGAUAACACUCUGCUUUCUGUCGAUCCAACACCCAUGAAAAUCACCCGCGAAACACUAAAGGAGCGGCUACAGAGCAUGCGAAAACUGCUACCGCCACCGAGUCGAACAACCGUGGAAUCCUCAGUCAAAAAUCAUCAAAACCUUCCAAGGAUUUUCAACAGUCCUCGGCGAAAACGUCACAUCGCAUCGAUUCAGAAUGCAUUCAGCUCUUCAACGCCACUUGCCCAGAAGCGCAAUCGGUUGCCUAAACGAGUGAUGGAACAACCAGAACCUGACGCCUCGAACAUCUCGGCUAUCGGCAGUUCCGAAGUGGCGACGUCUACGGAGAACGAAAACACCAGACCACCACCACAAGAAAGUCCUCCGGCGGCGGUUUUUGAUGAGCCUGACCAGGAAUUGGCAUCAACUUCGUUGAGCAGCGUGAAUCGAACUUACAGUCGCGUACCCCGGAGAAAGGUGAAACGGAAAGUGAACAUCUAUUUGGCGAAUCUGGGUCUCAGUGAUACCGAAGAGGAAGUAUCAGAGGAUGAAAGUUGGCAUCCGACCGACUCGGAAAUACGGAACGAGAAGCGCCGCAAAAAAGACCAGCAAAGUAAACCCGAAAAGCAGCCUGGGAAGAAGAGGAAUAAAAAAGCAAUUGAACAGACGGCUGAGUUCCAGAAUUUUGUCAGCGAGUUCAACAGCAUGUGUGACCAGGUCAAUCAGUACCAAUUAGUAAUCGAGAAACCAACGAGUGAUCGACUCACGAAGAAUCGACCAUGAGCCUAGGCCUUCGAUAACAAUAAUGUGGUUAUACAUACUUUAUUUUUUAGUGUUGUUCAAAGCUGCACAGCAUAGUCAGGCAUUUAAUUUGCAUUUCAUAACUGAGCGGGUCCACCAGAAAUGACGAUUUUUAUUCAAGAUUUUAUUUUGUAUUGUUUUGUUUGCCUGAAAUUUUGCAUAUGCAGUUUUUAUGACCGAACAAGUCAAUUUGUAUCGCCAUUUUUAUUCUAACCUAGCUUUUAAGAAAGGUCUAAGCAAAAAAUGUCUUGAUAAUGGAAUGCUCAACUAUUCUACAAUCAGUGAUUUUUCAGCUAUCGCUUUUUAGAAUGAGUUUUUCGGUAGAGAUUAUGGUUUCGAGGUUUAUAUUUGUGUUAGUUUUUUAUCUCACUUAUCUUUUUAGUGCAUUUUUACUUUUGUAAUAAAAUUCGGAGUCAAAUAAAAACUGUACUAACAAAAAAGAA